AUGCGCCUGGUCAAGCAGAAUAUCAAUGACGACGGUAGCGGGAGUGUCACACUAUGUCCCGAAGAACCUGAAGACAUGUGGCAUGCUUACAACCUCAUUCGACCUACAGACCUCCUCACUGCCUCUGCCAUCCGUCGAGUAACCACCGAGUCGGCGUCCACGGGCUCUACCUCGUCUCAACGAGUACACACGAAUCUCACAAUACGGGUGAAAACCUUGGAUUUCGACCCGCAGGCUGGACAACUGCAUGUUUCAGGUCAGAUUGCCCGGGAGAACAGGUACACAAAGAUAGGGCAAUUCCACACUCUCGACCUAGAACUACAACGCAAUUUCACUCUCGAAAAGGUUGUCGAAGGCGACGAUGGCUCGGGGGGGUGGGAUAGCGUCGCACGCGCACAACUGGAAGAGGCUAUAGACCCUACAAGGGGCACCGAAGCAGUUGCAGUCGUCAUGCAGGAAGGCCUGGCCAACAUUUGCUUCAUCACACAAUUCCAGACUGUGUUGAGGCAGAGAGUUGAAGUCUCGGUCCCGCGGAAGCGGACAGGAGCUGGAAGAUCCGCCGAUCACGACAAAGGCUUGACCAAAUUCUACAUUACCGUGCUGGACACGCUGCUGAGACAGCUUCAAGGACUGAUGGAACACAAAGACAGCAGCGUGAGUUUCCCAAUCUUGCUCGCGAGUCCCGGAUUCACGGCUGCGGGCUUUCUGAAACAAGUCGGCGAAACCGCAGUGACGAGGGGUGACAAAAUGCUACAAGACUUGGUGAGGCGGAACGCUUUCGUUGUCGUCCACAGUAGCUCCGGCCACCUUCACAGUCUCAACGAGGUCCUCAAAAGCCCAGAGGUGCUGGUGAGAUUGAAGGAUACGAAAUAUGCUCGCGAGACUGCAUUGAUGGAUGAGUUCUAUGCUCUCCUACGCAAGGACGAUGGGCGAGCAUGGUAUGGGCCGACAGAGGUCGAGACAUGCGUGGAAAAAGGGGCAGUUGGUCGCGGCGGAGGAGUGCUUUUGAUUAGCAACGCCUUGUUUCGAAGCCAGGAUGUGGCCACGAGACGAAGAUGGGUUAGACUUGUCGAUCGAGUGAGAGAGGUGGAGGGCGGAGAAGUCAGAGUCCUCAGUAGCGACCAUGAGAGCGGGAGACGGCUGGAGGGGCUGGGAGGCAUUGCCGCCAUCCUGACAUUUCCUAUUGAAGACAUAGGAUCGGAGGACGAGGGCUCUGAACAGCCCGAGCGUGGUAGUGAAGCAUCAUGA
Cladophialophora psammophila CBS 110553 is the source of this 1248-nucleotide messenger RNA. RefSeq names its product translation factor pelota. NCBI's taxonomy places the organism in Eukaryota, Fungi, Ascomycota, Eurotiomycetes, Chaetothyriales, Herpotrichiellaceae. The coding region runs from base 1 to 1248 and encodes 415 amino acids. Gene Ontology annotation, cellular component: cytoplasm. The transcript is spliced from 2 exons. Gene Ontology annotation, biological process: RNA surveillance; nuclear-transcribed mRNA catabolic process, no-go decay; ribosome disassembly. The record is from RefSeq and is a predicted model, not a curated record.